CGCUGCACCGGUCCCCCAUAGAGCCUCCCGUUGCUGUAGGCCUCGAACCCAAUACGGCUCCGCUCGCUCGUGUCGCCCAAGGCCCAGACCGGGAUGCGGCUGCUGAGAGGCGGGCUCGGCUUCCUGCUGCGGCCGGGGCUGUGCCGUGGGCCCGACCGGCCCCUCUACCAGCAGGGCCAGAGCCCCUCGCCCCGCACCCGCGAGUACUUCUACUAUGUCGACCACCAGGGCCAGCUGUUCCUGGAUGACACCAAGGUCAAGAACUUCAUCACCUGCUUCAAAGAUAAGCAGUUCCUGGCGUUCUUCUUCAAGCAACUCAAGGUUAACCAGAGCGGGCGCUACGAGGACACCUUCCCCUACCUCUCCCCCUGCGGCCGUGAGCACAACUACAUCCGCUGUGACGACCGGCCCGUCGUCUUCACCCACCUCCUGCAGGGCGCCUCCGGCGAGGAGCUCCUGUCCUACUGCGGCGGCGCAGAAAGACUGACCGUGCCCUUCCGGCCCGAGAAGCUGCUGAUGCUCCCGGAGAACGGGCGCGUCUACCACCCCGGCCCAGAAAAGGCGGGCGGCGUGGGGCUGGUGAAAUCCGCCCUGGCCUAUGAGCUGAGCCCCAAUUUUGAGUACGAGCAGGGACCCAGCCAGCCCCCCACCCAUUUUCACUGGCGGGACCAGCGCCACACCCUCACUAAUGAACUGCUGCCGUUCAUCCGAGACCGGGAGGAGGAGAAGGGGGCCUAGAGGCAGUGCUCGCGCGGGUUCCCUUUGACAACCCGCGGGUGACCUGCUGCCUUAAUCACGUGGAAACCAUUGUCACCCACCUGUGCGGUCACUACAGCCAUAAUCCCAGGUUCAUCCGAGCAGCCAGCAGAACGUUUUCGUUCCAAGGCAGCUAAUAGUCUGUUAGAAUGUGGCUGUUCCGAAUCUUACGAGAUCCACUCGAGCGUUUGUGGGAUUUUGUGUGAGGCUUGGUGGGUCUUGUCAGUAGUUCUGGAAGCGGGACCAUCAAAGACCAUUCCGCCCCUUCCCAACUGAGAACCGAUGGAGCCAGGCCAUGGGGCACUGCUGACCAGCGGUCCCAGCAGGACACACCCCUCUCGGCCUUACUCGCUUGCAACGAUGCUGGGGUACCUACCGACCGGUACCACAGUAAAGCUGGCGCUGUCCCUUGGGAU
Gekko japonicus is the source of this 1172-nucleotide messenger RNA. Its product is annotated as UPF0598 protein C8orf82 homolog. NCBI's taxonomy places the organism in Eukaryota, Metazoa, Chordata, Lepidosauria, Squamata, Gekkonidae. The transcript is spliced from 3 exons. Bases 94 to 738 code for a protein of 214 amino acids. The record is from RefSeq and is a predicted model, not a curated record.